AUGAAAAAAAAUAAUAAUAAGAAAACAUCUAAUACAAAAGUUAAAGUUAAUCCUUGUUCAAAUGAUCGUUAUUAUAUGGAUUAAUCUAUUGAUGAAGAAGUCUAUAUUAAAAAUAACUAUAAAGUUGUAAGAGAAUUGGGUAGAGGAGGUUAUGGAGUUGUUUAUAAAGCGUAUAUAAAUUAUUCUAAUUAUUUAGGGUUGGAUUCAAUUAAGGUUAAAUUGAUAAAAACAAAAAAUAUGCCAUCAAGGUUAAUUUUUCAACAGUAUCUCCAGAGUUAAUAUUUGCAGAAAUUGGAUUUCUGAAAUUAAUUUAUGGCAAAGAAAAUAUGCCAUAAUUGGUUAAUUUGUUUCUUAUUGAUCAAAAAAUAUAUAUCGUCAUUGAGUAUUUUACAUACAAACCAUUCAUUGUAUUAAUCUUAAAAUAAUUUAGACUUUCUUUGCUAAUUUUGAUAUGAUGGAAAUUAGACGAUAUUUAUAUGAAUUACUUAAAGCAUUAAAUGUAUUGAAAUUAAAUGGUAUAUAUCAUCGUGAUGUUAAACCUGGAAACUUUCUCUAUAAUCCAAAGACAGGUAAAGGAAUCCUUAUUGAUUAUGGUCUAAGUGAAAUUGAUAGAUCAUUUGUUGCCAAAUUGAUUGAAAAAGAAAAAGAAUUAUCUAAAAAGGUAUAAAUAUUAUAUUAUUUUUUUAAGCAUCCUCAAUCAGAUGAAGUCUAAGAAAUCAGAAGAAAAAUUAAUUUAUACAAUGAAAUCUAAAAAACUAUAGAUUAAAUUGGAAAUAAUAAAAUAGGAACAGAGAGUUUUAUGCCAUUAGAAAGUAUAUUGCAUUAUAAUGUAUAUAUAAAUAAAUAAUUAUUGAAGGAUCAAUCUUAUGAAGUGGAUAUGUGGGCUGUAGGAGUCAUAUUCCUACAAUUUUUAACUAAGAAAUACAAUUUAUUUAGUAAUGUUAGAAUGAUAAAUAAGCCUGUUGUGACUAAGAACUUUUUUUAUGUUAACUUUAUAUUAGAAUUAGCUAGUUUGUUUGGUUCUGAAUAAGUUAAAUAAAUUUGUGAUUAAUUUGGUAAAAUAAUAUAAUUUAUACUUAAAAUUAGAAUAUGAUCUUAAAUUACCUACAGUUGUUGCAACCAAACCUGUAUAAUGGAAAUCUAUAAUAAAUAUUAAUGGAUUUGAUAAUGAUGCAGAAGAUUUGCUUACAAGAUUACUUUGCUUAAAUCCAAAAUAGAGAAUAAAGGUUGAAGAUGGAUUAAAACAUCCUUUUUUUAAGCCUUUAUUAGAUUAAGAAAAACAUACAUAAACAAAUUUUUAAGAUGAUUAAGAAAUUAUGUAAUAAAAACAAUAAGAAAAUUGA
Messenger RNA from Paramecium pentaurelia, 1343 nucleotides. The record is from the annotation of a GenBank genome assembly. Lineage: Eukaryota; Ciliophora; Oligohymenophorea; Peniculida; Parameciidae.